UCCACCCCUCACGCUCUCCGCCCUGCUCGCUUUCAGUUCUUCCCCUCCCGCUCCAUCCGGGUCGCUGACGCCUGCCUCGGGACUGGACAGUGGUGGCGGCUGCUUUUCUCUGAGGAACCUGGUAAAGUUUCACAGGGGAGGGGAGCAGCGGAGCAGCGGCCCGAAGCCGGAGGAGCCCUGGUGAUCGCUGCCACUGGCUGAAGGAGGGUCCCGGAGCUGGAGACGUGCCUUAGCAGCCGCGCAGCCUCGCUUUUUGGGGAGGGGCCGCCCUCCGUCGCCUUGGGCUUUCCCUGCCCUGAGGGGCCGGAAAAGAACUUCAGUUUUCUGUUGAUGUGGAGACAUAGGGUACCUCCAACUUCCCAGUAUUUCAGAAGUGAGUUUUGUAUUGAAACUGGAAGACCAAAAUAAUUACAAGCAUGUUGUGCUGGGGAAAUGCAUCCUUUGGACAACUAGGUUUGGGUGGAAUUGAUGAAGAAAUUGUAUUAGAGCCCAGAAAAAGUGACUUUUUUGUAAAUAAAAAGGUCCGAGAUGUAGGAUGUGGACUCAGACAUACUGUAUUUGUUCUGGAUGAUGGAACUGUGUACACGUGUGGAUGUAAUGAUCUAGGACAGCUAGGUCAUGAAAAAUCCAGAAAGAAACCAGAGCAGGUUGUUGCCCUGGAUGCCCAAAAUAUCGUAGCUGUUUCAUGUGGAGAAGCUCAUACUUUAGCACUUAAUGACAAGGGCCAGGUGUAUGCUUGGGGUCUCGAUUCUGAUGGACAACUUGGCCUACUAGGAUCAGAGGAAUGUAUCAGAGUACCCAGAAAUAUUAAAAGUUUGUCAGAUAUCCAGAUAGUACAGGUUGCUUGCGGUUACUAUCAUUCACUUGCACUUUCUAAAGCAAGUGAAGUUUUUUGCUGGGGACAGAAUAAAUAUGGCCAAUUGGGUUUAGGCAUUGACAGUAAAAAGCAAGCUUCACCACAAUUGAUUAAGUCUUUGCUUGGAAUUCCGUUCAUGCAAGUGGCAGCUGGAGGAGCCCAUAGUUUUGUACUUACCCUUUCUGGAGCUAUCUUUGGAUGGGGACGCAACAAAUUUGGUCAGCUAGGUCUUAAUGAUGAAAAUGAUAGGUAUGUUCCUAAUUUACUAAAGUCACUAAGAUCUCAGAAAAUAGUUUAUAUUUGUUGCGGAGAAGAUCAUACAGCUGCGCUAACCAAGGAAGGUGGAGUGUUUACUUUUGGAGCUGGAGGGUAUGGUCAGUUGGGUCAUAACUCUACCAGUCAUGAAAUAAACCCAAGGAAAGUUUUUGAACUUAUGGGGAGCAUUGUCACUCAGAUUGCUUGUGGAAGGCAGCAUACUUCUGCUUUUGUCCCUUCAUCAGGACGAAUUUAUUCUUUCGGUCUUGGUGGUAAUGGCCAACUGGGAACUGGUUCAACAAGCAACAGGAAAAGUCCUUUCACUGUUAAAGGAAAUUGGUUUCCAUAUAAUGGGCAAUGUUCACUAGAUAGUGAUUCUGAAGAAUAUUUCUGUGUAAAAAGAAUUUUCUCAGGUGGAGAUCAAAGCUUUUCACAUUACUCUAGUCCCCAGACUUGUGGGCCACCUGAUGACUUCAGAUGUCCAGAUCCUUCAAAGCAGAUCUGGACAGUGAAUGAAGCUCUAAUUCAAAAAUGGCUAAGCUAUCCCUCUGGAAGGUUUCCUGUGGAGAUAGCCAAUGAGAUAGAUGGAACAUUUUCUUCAUCUGGUUGCCUGAAUGGAAGUUUUUUAGCUGUUAGCAAUGAUGAUCACUAUAGAACAGGGACCAGAUUUCCAGGGGUUGAUAUGAAUGCUGCUAGACUUUUAUUCCACAAACUUAUACAACCUGAUCAUCCUCAGAUAUCUCAACAGGUAAAUGAGAAAGCAGGACAGAUUAUACAGUAUGAUAAAUUUUAUAUCCAUGAAGUACAAGAAUUGAUAGACAUAAGGAAUGAUUAUAUCAACUGGGUUCAACAGCAGGCCUAUGGAAUGGAUGUCAGCCAUGGAUUAACUGAGUUGGCAGAUAUCCCUGUUACAAUCUGUACAUAUCCGUUUGUAUUUGAUGCCCAAGCAAAAACUACUCUGUUACAAACAGAUGCAGUUUUACAGAUGCAGAUGGCUAUUGACCAGGCCCACAGACAGAACGUCUCUUCUCUUUUUCUCCCAGUGAUUGAAUCCGUGAAUCCAUGCUUAAUUCUAGUGGUGCGUAGAGAGAAUAUUGUGGGAGAUGCAAUGGAAGUCCUUAGGAAAACGAAGAACAUAGAUUACAAAAAGCCACUCAAGGUUAUAUUUGUUGGAGAAGAUGCUGUGGAUGCAGGAGGGGUACGCAAAGAAUUUUUUUUGCUCAUCAUGAGGGAAUUAUUGGAUCCUAAAUAUGGCAUGUUUAGGUAUUAUGAAGAUUCCAGGCUCAUUUGGUUUUCAGAUAAGACAUUUGAAGACAGUGAUUUGUUCCACUUGAUUGGUGUCAUCUGUGGAUUAGCAAUUUAUAAUUUCACUAUUGUGGACCUCCAUUUUCCUUUGGCUUUGUAUAAGAAACUGCUUAAAAAGAAACCAUCCCUGGAUGAUUUGAAGGAACUAAUGCCUGAUGUUGGGAGAAGCAUGCAACAAUUAUUGGAUUAUCCAGAAGAUGAUAUAGAGGAAACAUUUUGUCUAAAUUUUACGAUCACAGUUGAAAACUUUGGUGCAACAGAAGUGAAAGAACUGGUUCUAAAUGGUGCAGACACAGCUGUUAACAAACAAAAUCGGCAGGAGUUCGUCGAUGCUUAUGUGGAUUACAUAUUCAAUAAAUCAGUGGCUUCCUUAUUUGAUGCUUUCCAUGCUGGCUUUCAUAAGGUCUGUGGAGGAAAAGUUCUUCUGCUCUUCCAGCCUAAUGAACUACAAUCAAUGGUUAUUGGAAAUACAAAUUAUGAUUGGAAAGAAUUGGAAAAGAAUACAGAAUACAAAGGGGAAUAUUGGGCAGAACAUCCUACGAUAAAAAUUUUUUGGGAAGUAUUUCACGAAUUACCAUUGGAAAAGAAAAAACAAUUCCUGUUGUUUUUGACAGGUAGUGAUCGAAUUCCUAUUCUUGGUAUGAAGAGUCUGAAACUAGUCAUCCAGUCAACGGGAGGUGGUGAGGAAUAUCUCCCAGUUUCCCACACCUGUUUUAAUCUUCUAGAUCUUCCAAAAUAUACAGAAAAAGAAACUCUACGCUCUAAACUGAUCCAAGCUAUUGAUCACAAUGAAGGCUUCAGUUUAAUAUAACUUCAGUUAUAACUAUUUAGUUUAGUGCAAAAGCAUUAAACUACUUGUGUUUUUCUUGUGGUGAUGAAUUCAGCAAAGUGUCAGAGGUACUAUUAUAAUUCCUACUUGCAAAAUGUUUGAUGCUAUGAGUAUUCAUGAAAGCCAAAAAAUAUUAAAGAAAAAUGAACUGUUAAUAUUAAACUUAUUGUACAGAACCAUGGAUUUUUUCCCAUCUUCCUCAUAAACAUACAAGUAUUGUGAAUACAUUAAAGUUUUACUAACAUAAAUUUUAAGAGUUUGCAUAUUUCGAGAAUGAUCUUUGAGUGCAUGGAAAUGUUGCUUAAUUUUUCUUCAAUCACUGGGUGGAAAAGCCUUUAACUUUGGCCUGCAAUAGUCAUUUGAUUAUUUUUCCAUUUUGUACAUAAUGUUAAGUUUUGUAAUAAAAUAGUUAUGUUCUGAUACCA
Molecule: messenger RNA, 3670 nt
Organism: Sciurus carolinensis (gray squirrel)
Lineage: Eukaryota; Metazoa; Chordata; Mammalia; Rodentia; Sciuridae
Gene: Herc4
Product: HECT and RLD domain containing E3 ubiquitin protein ligase 4
Exons: 24
Coding region: 417-3227 (936 amino acids)
Molecular function (GO): ubiquitin-protein transferase activity
Source: RefSeq, a predicted model, not a curated record